Messenger RNA from Chironomus riparius, 779 nucleotides. NCBI's taxonomy places the organism in Eukaryota, Metazoa, Arthropoda, Insecta, Diptera, Chironomidae. The record is from the annotation of a GenBank genome assembly.
AGAAAACCAAGCUUGCAAUUAGUUUACGGACCAAAAUGCUUAAUUUAGAAGAUUAUAAACUGGAAUGUCUUCCUGAUACUUGCUUUUAUAUUCCUAAUUUCAUCACUGAAGCAGAGGAAAAGCUCUUAUUACAUGAGAUUUAUAAAACACCGAGCUGUAAAUGGACACAGCUAUCACAUAGACGUCUAAUGAACAUUGGUGGAAUUCCAAUGAGUAAAGGAAUGAUAGCUGAAACAAUUCCAAACUAUUUACAGAAUUAUGUUGAUCGAAUUAACAAAAUGAACAUUUUUCCUCAAAAUUGUCAUGCAAAUCAUAUCCUUUUGAAUGAAUAUAAAGCUGGUGAAGGCAUUAUGUCACAUUUUGAUGGACCUAUGUUUUUUCCAACAAUAUCUACAUUGUCAAUAGGUUCACAUUGCAUCCUAGAAUUUAAUAAACCACCAAAACAAGACGAGAAAUAUGAGAUUGUAAAGGAACUAAAAGUUCUUGUUGAGCCACGAAGCUUGUUGGUCUUGAAAGAUAAUAUGUAUACAGACUACAUGCAUGGAAUAAGUGAGAUAAAGGAAGAUGACUUGAAUGAUCCAUUAGUUAUGAAUUUAGAUAAAUGUGACAAGCUCAAUGAUACAAAGUUGUUGGAACGGGCUACUAGAAUAUCUCUAACAAUAAGGCACGUACCAAAAACAUCAAAAAUGAAACUAAAGUUCUUUAAAUAACACCUUAAAUGUGUGAUUAAAUCAUAUAUUUUGUAAUUUAAACAUUUUUAAUUCUUUUUUCAUAUAAAG